UUCUUUUCCAUGUUUUAAAAGCUGAAAAGUAAGAAAGAUUCAUCACUUUCUACAGAAAUGGAGAGUCACAGGCAUGGCGUUGAUAGUUGGCCGACCAGCCCGGAAUCUGAUGGCCAAGAGCAAAAUUUCCAUAGCUUGCAGCGUGAAACUCCACAACCAGUUCCUUUCCCUUCAAAUAGUCAUCAUCCACCUGAGGCCACUGUGAACCCAGUGGCUAACUCUUCUGAUUCUUUUCAACCAAAGAUGCAGCUGCCCUCGCCGCCGGGGAGGCGGCAGAGGAUGGCACAGAUCGGACGACCUUGGACGUCCACAAUCUAUGAUUGUGGAUUGGAUGGAACAAAUGCCACCAUGACAGCCUUAUGCCCCUGUGUAACCUUUGGCCAUAUUGCUGAAAUUGUCGACGAGGGCCAAACCAUUUGA
Messenger RNA from Dendrobium catenatum, 420 nucleotides. RefSeq names its product protein PLANT CADMIUM RESISTANCE 4-like. NCBI's taxonomy places the organism in Eukaryota, Viridiplantae, Streptophyta, Magnoliopsida, Asparagales, Orchidaceae. The coding region runs from base 58 to 420 and encodes 120 amino acids. The transcript is spliced from 3 exons. The record is from RefSeq and is a predicted model, not a curated record.